Triticum dicoccoides is the source of this 1432-nucleotide messenger RNA. RefSeq names its product DNA-dependent metalloprotease WSS1-like. Gene Ontology annotation, biological process: DNA repair. Lineage: Eukaryota; Viridiplantae; Streptophyta; Magnoliopsida; Poales; Poaceae. The transcript is spliced from 5 exons. The record is from RefSeq and is a predicted model, not a curated record. Gene Ontology annotation, cellular component: nucleus. The coding region runs from base 411 to 839 and encodes 142 amino acids. Gene Ontology annotation, molecular function: metallopeptidase activity.
CCACCACUCUCUCUCUCAUCCCUAAAAAACUCUCUCACGAACUCCGCAGGAUCUCCUCGGUCCACCCCACCCCGGCUCCUCUCCCCACGGUCUCCUCGCCGCCGCCCCCACCCACGCUGACCGGUUCCGGCGAGCACCGGCCACGCGCAACACCCCACCUCCUCCUCCCCCUCCCUUCCCCUUCCUCCUCUGCCCGCCCCUUCUCUUUCCUCCUUCCUCCCGACGGCCGGCGAUGGGCGCGGACGAGGAGGAGCACCAGUCCCCCAUGCGGAAGCGCGAGCGCGAGGAGGGAAAACACUAUAACUGGAGGCCCCCCUCGUCCGCCCCCCUCAUCUCCCGCCCGCCUCGCCACCAACCCCCAAAUCGAUUUCAAAUCGCGCGCCGCCCGGUCGGCGUCCCCGACGGCGGCGAUGGAGGUGGGCGACCUGCACAAGAUGUGGGAGAUCCGGGCGCUCAAGCGGAAGCCCGAGGAGCCGACGGCCCACGCGCUCCUCGACCGCGUCGCCAAGAAGGUCCAGCCAUCAUGCGCCGCCGCAAGUGGCGCAUCAAGGUCCUCUCCGAGUUCUCAACCCGAGGCUGCUGGGGCUCAACGUCAACUGAGGCAUCGAGGUGAAGCCGUGAAGCUGCGGCUCUGGCGUGACGGCCGGGACCUCGACUUCAUCCCCUACGAGGAGGUGCUCGACACCAUGCUUCACAAGAUCGCGCACAACGCGCGCAGGCCCCACAACGCGCAGUUCUACAAGCUCUGGGACGAGCUCCGCAAGUUUGACAGUACAACGGAUGGGGCUGUUAAAUAUGAGAUUCCAAUUGUGGCAGUGCAUUGCAAAAUAACUAUUUGAGGUAUAUAUGGCAUGCCAUCUAUGACAAUGAUGCAUGCAGUUCCUCCCAGAGUGUUCCUCUCCAGCUACCAGGCCUUUCGAUGGAUGCUACUCUGCGCAGGGAAGUCAUUCAUUUGUCAUGCCAUGGAAGUAUCGUUUGAAGUUUCCUUGCUGUCAAGACUUUUUUUUCAACAUAUAUGAGGUGGCAAGCAAAGUUAUGGUAACUGCAGUUCAUGUCAGGUAUAAUGUGAAACGGCAAUGGAUAAAAUCUACUCUGGAUAGUUGACAGAGGGAGUACAUGCUAAGUUGACUUUUGCCUGUGGAUUUGCUUAUCAUGAAGAUGGUUGCAAGGAUGCAGAGGGAGCAGAUCAUUUGGAGAGAUAGGAUGCCACUGUUUGGUGUUUUUAUGCAUUUUAGUUUGCUUGUAACUGUGUUUGCACUAGCUGGGAGUAAGUGACUUCAAGAAGUGUAGGUGUUUUAAUUGAAGGCAUGAAAAGCCACGACAAUAUGUAUGCUCUUACAGGAUGUGCUCUAAUACUGCCGGUUUAUUAUAAAUCUUGGAUUAGUAAUGAUGUGUAAUGCUGCUGGUUUAUUGCAAAUAUGUGUUUGUUUUA